AUGACUGGAUAUAGUUUGCAGCAAAUGGUGGAGCUUGAGUUCUUCAGGAAGCAGUUCCAUGAGGAAUGGGAGCACCUUGAGAAACUGAUGGAAUUUCAGAAUCAGCAUGGAGGCAGGAUCUUGCUUAAGGACAUCAAGAAGUCAGAGCAGGAUGAGUGGAACAAGCAGAGAGCUCGGCAGAUGGAGAAGGAUGUGAACCAGAGUCUGCUGGAUCUGCACAAACUCUCGACUGAGCACACUGACCCUCAUCUGUGUGACUUCCUAGACAGCCACUACCCGGAUGAGCAAGUGAAGAUGAUCAAGAAGCUUGAAGAUCACAUCACCAACCUGAAAAGACUGGGAGUCCCUGAGAAUGGCCUGGGAGAGUACCUGUUUGACAAGCUCUCCUUGGAGGAGUGA
Molecule: messenger RNA, 399 nt
Organism: Pristis pectinata (smalltooth sawfish)
Lineage: Eukaryota; Metazoa; Chordata; Chondrichthyes; Rhinopristiformes; Pristidae
Product: ferritin heavy chain, oocyte isoform-like
Biological process (GO): iron ion transport; intracellular iron ion homeostasis
Cellular component (GO): cytoplasm
Molecular function (GO): ferric iron binding; ferrous iron binding
Source: RefSeq, a predicted model, not a curated record